CUUCUUUAUUCACACAGAGAGACACAUCUGACUUAUACAAGUCAACCUAGCUGCUCUCAUACACUCAGUUCAAGCUUCCCCUCCAGACCUUCAAUCACCACAUCAGGCAUCUGUUGGAUUACUGUGCAUCAAUUCUGGAUCACUUGCUGAGAUCACCUUCCAUUCAGUGCUGCGCAAAUGUUUAUAAUGGAUUUAUGAUUGUUGCACACAGCUUAGUAAGAGAACUCCUUUUAUAAAAAGUGUCGAAGUGAAAAGAUAGAGAAGUGGUAAUUUACCAUCUCAACGAAAGGACCGUAGGACAGUCUUUAGACACUGAAAGACCGCCAUUAUCACAAUGGCAACCAAUAGGGAGAGGCCUAUGAGUCAUAUGACAGGGUUCUACCCCUUUGCCUUCAGUUCAAUGCGAAACCACUCCCCCUUUGAUCUUCUGGCCAAUGGCAGCCUAUUUGGACGAUUUGGAGCGGACCUUCCCAAAGAGAUGGCAGCUCUGUCGGUGGAGACCCAGAGCACAAGCUCAGAGGAGAUGGUUCCCAGUUCCCCUUCUCCACCCCCUCCUCCUCGUACCUAUAAACCCUGCUUUGUGUGCCAGGACAAAUCUUCGGGCUACCAUUACGGAGUCAGCUCUUGUGAGGGCUGCAAGGUACGCAAGCCUAUACAGUUUAUAUACUUUUGACCAACUAGUUCAUCCACACUAAUUAGUAUUUCUCAAAUUAUAAUUAUGGUUUGGUCCAAACCUUAAAA
Sinocyclocheilus grahami is the source of this 741-nucleotide messenger RNA. RefSeq names its product retinoic acid receptor gamma-like. Gene Ontology annotation, biological process: regulation of transcription by RNA polymerase II; cellular response to corticotropin-releasing hormone stimulus. The transcript has 3 exons. The coding region runs from base 335 to 673 and encodes 112 amino acids. Lineage: Eukaryota; Metazoa; Chordata; Actinopteri; Cypriniformes; Cyprinidae. The record is from RefSeq and is a predicted model, not a curated record. Gene Ontology annotation, molecular function: DNA-binding transcription factor activity, RNA polymerase II-specific; RNA polymerase II cis-regulatory region sequence-specific DNA binding; nuclear glucocorticoid receptor binding. Gene Ontology annotation, cellular component: transcription regulator complex; nucleus.